Aspergillus tanneri is the source of this 3102-nucleotide messenger RNA. RefSeq lists its product as uncharacterized. Gene Ontology annotation, molecular function: catalytic activity; protein binding. The record is from RefSeq and is a predicted model, not a curated record. The transcript has 4 exons. The coding region runs from base 1 to 3102 and encodes 1033 amino acids. NCBI's taxonomy places the organism in Eukaryota, Fungi, Ascomycota, Eurotiomycetes, Eurotiales, Aspergillaceae. Gene Ontology annotation, biological process: nucleoside metabolic process.
AUGAAUCGACCUGAGCAACGAGACCCAGAUUCCACAGUCUCCUACACGGUCGCAUGGAUCUGUGCCUUGGAAGAGGAGUACUUCUGUGCAUGCCGUAUGCUCGACGAAGAAUUUGCUGGACCGGAAAUAAGCGAAGACAACGACGAUAACACAUACGUCUACGGUCGUAUCGCGAAGCAUUAUGUGGUGAUUGGGUGUCUCCCAGCUGGUCGGUAUGGCACCAACUCAGCCGCUCGCGUUGCCCGAGAUAUGGCCCGGACCUUUCCACGCAUGCGGUUCGCAUUAAUGGUGGGCAUCGGGGGCGGCGCACCAAGUCCCCGCAAUGACAUACGACUGGGUGAUAUUGUCGUCAGUCAACCAAGAGAUGGAUUCGGUGGGGUGAUUCAAUAUGAUUUGGGCAAGUUGAAAAAUGGUCAUUUUCAGAAGACAGGUCAACUGAAUGCACCGCCUGAGAAACUCCUAGGGGUCCUUCCAGAGAUACGCCGAUUACACAGUGAUAAAAAGAAGCCAGACAGACUUGCAGAACAUCUUCGACUUCUCGAUGACAUGGAAGAUUAUCAAAAGCCAGCCGUUGAUCGGCUUUACGCUGCAGACUAUUCACAUGUGGAUGGACCAGGUUGCGAUGAAUGUGACUUGCGUGCAAUAGUGGACCGCCCCGAGCGCCAGAACCACCGUACCGUCCAUGUCCACUACGGAACUAUUGCGUCGGGAAAUUCCGUUCUGAAGGACGCCAAAGUGCGGGAUACAUACGCCCAAGACCCACAGCUGAACAUUCUUUGCUUCGAGAUGGAAGCAGCCGGUCUCAUGAAUAAUAUUCCAUGUCUAAUUAUUCGCGGAAUCUGCGAUUAUUGCGACUCUCACAAGAAUGAUGAGUGGCAUAAUUAUGCUGCCCUCGUUUCUGCUGCUUAUGCACGAGAGCUCCUGCUGGUUUUACGGCCGCAACGUGUGGAUGCCAUGCCGCCAUGGGCCGAGCGAGUAGCUCAAGAACUUCAACAAGUAACUCAGGAGUUGACUAUUAUCAGCAACAACCAAAGGUUGACCGCCCUGACGAAAAUCGAACGUAUGGACCAGAAGAUUGGGCUAGACAAGGUGUCGGCUGUUCACGAGGCCGAGUUUGACUCAUUCUCUGAUCGGGAUGAGAUCCAAUGUCUUCAAGGCACAAGGACUGAGCUCCUCCAACAGAUAAAGGAAUGGGCUACUUCGCCAUCUCAAAAAAGCAUCUUUUGGUUAAAGGGAAUGGCUGGGACAGGGAAAUCCACAAUAUCUCGAACUGUGGCACGGUCGCUCAAGGACACCAACUGUCUUGGUGCCAGCUUCUUUUUUAAGAGGGGUGAAGGGGACCGAGGGAACGCAAAGAAAUUUUUCCCUACAUUAACCAGGCAAUUGAUGCUCUGGUGCUCAGAGUUGGUUCCUGGUGUGCAAAAGGCACUUGAUGAUGACCCUGGCAUUGCGUCAAAAUCUCUCAGGGAGCAGUUUGAACAACUGCUUCUUCAACCGUUGCUUAGUCUUGGCCAACUUAGCCAGCAACCUCAGACUGCUGUGAUGGUCAUCGAUGCUUUGGAUGAAUGUGAACAUGAUCAAGAUAUCCGACACAUCAUUCAAUUCCUGCCUCUUUUACAAAAGGCGAAAUCAUUUCGCCUUCGGAUUUUCCUCACCAGCAGGCCUGAACUCCCAAUUAACCUCGGGUUUUCAGAGAUCGGAGAUCGUGCAUAUCAGGACCUAGCUCUUCAUGAGAUACCCGGAGAAGUGACUGAACGUGACAUACAUUUAUUCUUACAAGACCGAUUUGCGAAAAUCAAACAUGAUAGGAAAAUCUCCCAGGACUGGCCUGGUGAUGACGUCCUCCAAGAUUUAGUCAGGAUAUCCAUUCCACUGUUUAUUUCGGCUGCCACUGUGUGCCGCUACAUUGAAAACUCAAAAUUGGAACCCAAAUCACGGCUCGCAGAGCUUCUAAAGGACCAAGCAAAAUACGUUUCGAGAAUGGAUAAGACAUAUCUGCCUGUUCUGACGCAACUACUCAACGACCCAGAGAGUAAUGAGUCAGAACAGCAGCAACUUCUGCAAGAGUUCCAGGAUAUCGUGGGUGUCAUCAUUCUUCUCGCAAUUCCGCUUUCUAUAUAUGCACUAUCGCAGUUUCUUGGGAUAGAAGCGGACCAGAUUAGCAAUCAAUUGGAUUCACUUCGUUCGGUUUUAAGCAUUCCUGAUAACCGAGAUCAGCCUGUUAGGAUUCUGCAUCUCUCAUUUCGGGAUUUUUUGGUCCAGUCUACGACCAAGUUUCACGUGAAUGAGCCACAAAAACACAAAGACAUUGUUCGGUCCUGUUUUAGAACUAUGCGGAGUCAUCUACGCGAAGAUAUCUGCAAUCUCACAGAUCCUGGAGCGCUCAGGGUAGACAUCAACCCUCUCAAAAUCCGCCAAUGUCUACCACCUGAAUUGCAAUACUCCUGUCGCUACUGGAUACACCAUCUCAAAAAUAGCGAGGCUUCACCUUCUGAAAUAGAAGAGGCGCAACUAUUCCUCCAGAAGCAUUUUCUUCACUGGAUAGAAGCAAUGAGCCUGCUAGAUCUUAUAUCAGAGGUGGUGGGUAUGCUCGAUCUUCUCCGCACGGCUAUACCAGAUGUUGAUGAUAAUUCCGUUUUGGCCGACUUUUUAUAUGAUGCAAAGCGGUUUGUCCUGAAAAAUCGUCAGAUAGCGGAUGAAGCGCCGCUUCAGAUUUAUUGCUCAGGGCUGGUAUUUGCACCUCGAUCGGCAAUAAUUCGUAGAGUGUUCCAGUCAUAUCUGCCUAGGUGGAUCGGCCAGUUCCCACAGGUUCAAGAAACCUGGAGUGCAGAAUUACAAACUCUGGAAGGCCAUUCAGACUGGGUUGAAUCAGUGGCCUUCUCACCCGACGGCCGGCUACUGGCGUCCGGCUCUAGGGAUAACACGGUGCGGCUCUGGGACCCGACUACGGGCGCCCUACAACAGACCCUGGAGGGCCAUUCAGCUGGUUAUCAGUGGCCUUCUCACCCGACGGCCGGUUGGCGUCCGGCUCUAGAUAGACGUGCGCUCUGGGACCCGCGACGGGCGCCCUACAACAGCCUGGAGGGCAUUCAGCUCGGUUGA